Molecule: messenger RNA, 871 nt
Organism: Phodopus roborovskii (desert hamster)
Lineage: Eukaryota; Metazoa; Chordata; Mammalia; Rodentia; Cricetidae
Gene: Ctf1
Product: cardiotrophin 1
Exons: 3
Coding region: 124-711 (195 amino acids)
Source: RefSeq, a predicted model, not a curated record
GAGGAAACGCCGGUGUCAGGUAACCAGAGGGUGAGUUAGGAAAAAGGGCAGGCGCAAGGGUUUAGAGGAGGCCUGGACUUGAUGCUUCAAGGGUUUGGGUUCAGGGGUUAGAGCACCGAAUCUAUGGACCCCCAGGCUGACUCCUCAAUCUCAUUCCUUCCCCAUUUGGAGGCCAAGAUCCGCCAGACACACAACCUUGCACGCCUCCUGACCAAAUACGCAGAGCAACUGCUGGAGGAAUAUGUGCAGCAUCAGGGAGAUCCCUUUGGGCUGCCGGGCUUCUCACCACCGCGGCUGUCACUAGUCGGCCUGAGUAGCCCGUCCCCGAGCCACGCGGGACUACCGCUGUCGGAGCGGCUGCGUCUGGACGCGGCCGCCUUGGGUGCGCUCCCCGCGCUGUUGGAUGCUGUGCGUCGCCGCCAGGCAGAGCUGAACCCGCGCUCCCCGCGCCUGCUGCGGAGCCUGGAGGACGCGGCCCGACAGACUCGGGCCCUGGGAGCCGCGGUGGAAACGGUGCUGGCCGCUCUGGGCGCAGCAGCUCGCGGGCCCGACCCGGAGCCCGCCGCCUCCGCCCCCCUUUCCCCGGCCAGCAGCGCUUCGGGCGUCUUCUCAGCCAAGGUGCUGGGGCUCCACGUGUGCGGUCUCUAUGGCGAGUGGGUGAACUGCACAGAGGGCGACCUGAGCCAGCUGGUGCCUGGGGGCGUUGCCUGAGAGUAGGUACUCAGUACUGGCUCUUGCAAGCUCGCUCUGUCCCACCUUUUUGGCUUCGGAUUCUGUCUUCCCAUCUGUGUCAGUGUGUUCUUCAUUCUCUUUGGAUCUUGUCUCCUCAGGGAACUUCGCGUGCCUACCAGUUUCUCAUUUUUUUCUCUUU